AUUAAGUUUCCCAAGUGGACCAUUACAGCUUUUGCUAUACUGGUUCAAUUGAUUGUCAUAUUUUAUUUUAUCAUUAUUAUAAUUGUUUUUAUUUUUAUUUAAGUUAUUAAUCAGAAUGGACAGGACAGAGAAAGAAGAAGGAAAGAGAAGUUCGGAAGAGAGUUAACAGACUGAGAGGGAAAGAAAAAUAGAGGAGAAGAAGGAAGCAGAUUGAAAAAGAACAAGCAAAAAGAAAACAACACAGCAACAACCAAUAUGGGCAUGAGUAACAGUAAUUAAUAAAAAUUUAAUGUUAGCUGUACAAUACAUGAUAUGUUUAGAGGCAGCAGCCAAGCGAGAUAGUGUGUGUCUGUGGGUACCUGUUUGUACAUCUGUGUGAACACUUAUGUGUAAAACCUGUGUGUGUGAGCACAUUUGUAUUCAUAAGAUUUCUCCAUGUAAGUGUCUAAUACCCAAGUGGUAUCCAGAUAUGGGCCAGGCCUAGUGUAGAUGGCACUGUUUAUGUGAUGGCAUGCCAUAUCUGGCUGGAUCGUGGUUUGGUUUAUAUGGCCCAGGUUCAUAGAACACAGGUCUGGCCCGGAUCCGGCAUCAAGCUUGCACUUCUGACUGACUGGUGUCAUGGCAGGGUGUAUGUCAACCAUAUGUGGGCCAGGACUGGGAAUGAUGGCAUUAUUUAUGUUCCUAUUUUUCUAUUUUAGUUAGAAGACCCAAAUGCCAUGUUGCAAUACUAUAAGGCUAAGGUAGAUGACGUUUCAAAUGCAGGUUUGACAGGUUUGUGAUUGUACACUUUAUCCAAAACCUAGUGAGGGCUUACUGUUAUGUUACUUUUGCACUAUUAUGUUCCAGCACAUGUUGUUAUUACACAGCUUGAUUAAGGUACACAUUAGGCUGACAUCUGGGGCAAGAGCUGAAACUAUUCUGGUCCAGCACAGGGCCAGUAGUGUGUCUGCAACUGGCCCGUGGCUGCACACAACUUACACAUGGCCCACAUACUGCAAAGAAUGACGGCCCUUUGGUGGCCCAGACCAGGUUUGCCAGAGGUGCUCCACGCAUGGGCCAGCAGAGGACCACCAGUGUGCCUGCAACUGGCCUUGUCUAGCCCAUGUGUGGGCCACCUCUGACAAACCAGAACUGGGCCACCAAAGGGCUGUCAUUCUUUGCGGUAUGUGGGCCAUGUGUAAGCACAUUGUGUGGGCCAGAUCCGGGCCAUACCAAUUUUGCUAUGUGGGUAGUGGGUGCUAGGAGCCAUAGCCCUGCCCCCCAGGACAUGAAGCAGGGAUGGAGGAGAUCCGGGCCACGAGCAAGGAUUACCACCAGAGGGGCAGUCACGUCACCCACCUAGAAAAGGAGGAGUGCCCCGGAUGGGGGUCACCCAGCAGCCAUGGUGCAGAAGUCACAGGGGCUGCAGCACUGAGCCUGCAGGCUCCACUGGCAGCCAGCUGCACAAGAUCAGACCGAGCCCCGGGCCCAGAGACCCAGGAUCCGAGGGCCCUUCACACCCCAGAAGGGGCCCGACAGAGCCAGGAGGGCCAGGCCGCACCAAGCAGCCACAGGAGUGAGCCAGUAUAUACAAACAGCCUCAGUUUCCUGUUCUUGGCUGACAGUGUGACACUGUACAAUCUGGGGGGAGACCAUCUGCUUCAUUGUUCAGAAAUAGUGGCAUUUCUCAGCACUGAAGAACUGAAUAUGGCUGUGCUCAAAGUCCUCAUACUUAUUUUGAUUUUUAACCAACAUGUUGCUGGUUUGACAUGCAACAGAGGUGAAAAAGUAUCCCGUAAUGGAAAUACCUGCGACGAGUGCCCAGCAGACUAUUACCAGGAUCAAGAAAAUACAAAAAAACAUUGUAAACCAUGUACAAGGUGUGAGUCUAAUCAUGGUAGUGUCAUUAAACAGGAUUGUACCAAAUUCACAAACAGAAAAUGUGAGUGCCGUAAAGACUUUGUUCCACGGGACAGUGAUUAUUCCAUCUGCCAAUGUGCCGAGGGAUUUAAACAAACAGGAGGAGAAUGUCAAAAAUGUGAAGAAGGAUUUUUCAUUACAUCUGAAAACUCAGACUGUAAAAAAUGGAAAGAAUGUACGUCAGGAGUGAAAAUCAAUGGAACUGCAACGUCAGAUGCCAUCUGUAAUGAGCCAAACAGUAAUACUCGUAUCACUACACUUCCCACAUCAAAAACAAUUACUACUCUUCAAAGUUUAACUCAACGUCCACAUGAGGGGGCCACAACUCAGGAAACGGAUACUACUACUACUCCACGAGUGGCCACUUUCACAAAGAAAGUGCUUCCAAUUCCUCCUGUAUAUGCAGGCAACCACAUUGGUAUGGCCCUCCUUAUUUUCGGAAUUGUCGGACUAGUUGUACUAACUGUUGUGACCUGCAAGCUGCACAUCACUGACUGCUGGCACAAGCAAAAAACAGUACAACGUAUGUGCAAUGGACUCCUUGUGUCGCACGCCAGUUGAGGAAAGCUGUAAUGAAAGCCAGACCCCGCUCAAGUCAGACUACAUGGAACCUUGAAGUUAACUUGUUUUUUUUUUUCAUUUAGGCAUGAAAUACACAGCUGAACUUUUGACUCAGGUAAUCGUUAUAUCAGUAUUUUUCCUUACGGUGUUGCUUUUAUAUUAGAAAUACAUCAUCAAACUAUUUACUAUAUCUGUAUUGUUACAGGUGUAUUUUCAAGUCAAUAUUUGACUUUUGUUUGUUCUGUUUUAGUAGAAUCGUGAAUUAUCACAAACAUAUUGCAAGCCUCUUACCUCACUUUUUAAACUGUGAAACAGUUUAAGUAGUAAACAAUAGUUUUCACUACUUGAACUGUUGUAAUUUGACCAUAAUAUUAUUUUUAUUAAUACUAUUAUGUUGGUCAAAGAAAUCUGUGUAAUGUUAGUAUUGAUCAACAUUUUCUAUAUGCAGAUUUUUGCACAGUGACCUGAGCAAUCAUGCCACCAAAUGCCUCUGUGAAAUGUUUUUUUUUUUCAAGAUAUAUAUGACAUCACAUAAGUUAAUGCGACUAACUGGGGCUUGUGACAAGCCUGAGAAAUACCCAGUAAGACCAUUACAAUCAAUACCGCUGAUCCAGAAUAUUAUAAACUACUUUAAUUUUUGCAUGAAGUUUUUCUGCCCAUUGUUUCUCAGUUUUUGAUUACUCAGCUCUGUUCAAAUUAGCAGGUCUGUGAAAACAAACAUGCUUUCAGUGAUGUGUGGGUUUGGCGGAGUUCCCCGGGCACCUAAAUGUGGCUCUUUUUCCCCACUGAGACAUACAUCCUCUCAUGUUUUCAUUUGGCCUUUGGAAAGACUGAUGUUGUAAAUGUGAGGACUUUCAUGUUGUUUAUACCUCAUUGGAGAUGUUUCUCGGAUCACAUAGUCAGAGGAGUUAUGAAAGCGUCCUCAUACUUGUCCUCACUUAUGUUUUGCACCAGAAACCAGACACACACAUUCAUAAAUUUCAGUUAAUGCUUUGUCUGCCUGGUUGACUCUUUGUGAAGAACCGAAUAUGGAAAAAGCUACCGUACCGUAAAUCUUCCCAAGGAAAGUGAUUUAAAUAAAGACAGAAGUAUAUCAA
Molecule: messenger RNA, 3557 nt
Organism: Oreochromis aureus
Lineage: Eukaryota; Metazoa; Chordata; Actinopteri; Cichliformes; Cichlidae
Exons: 9
Coding region: 1279-2460 (393 amino acids)
Biological process (GO): regulation of cell population proliferation
Cellular component (GO): external side of plasma membrane
Molecular function (GO): signaling receptor activity; cytokine binding
Source: RefSeq, a predicted model, not a curated record